AUGUUCGCUUUCUUUGAGGGAUGCAGCACGAUACACACCAAAAGGCCUACCCCUCGCGCAUCCAAUGUCGCCUCUCUGAGCCUCCGCUAUGGCCCGCCCUGUCUGGUAGCAUGCGCUGCAGCUGGCUACCUUUCGACCGCGCCCUCGCCGUUCCCUCUGUCCCGUCCAAUCCGCCUCGAUGCAUCCUCGGCAUGGUCCUCUUGGGCCCCAAGGAUACUCUCUGGCAGUCAGAAACAGACUGCACCAACAUCUGCAGGAGCCGCCGAAGAAAAGAUCAACGAACAAAACAAGGACAAGCCGGGAGAGCAGGAUGCACCCCCACAGUCACGCACCUCCAAGGAGGACGGCGAAGAGCAGGCCGACAACACCGACUCUGAGUCCAGUUCGGCAUGGCAGACAAUCAAGAACAGCUUCCCCAGCCCGCCAGACAUCAAGUCGGCGUCGUCCAUCAGCGACACCUUGAUCGACAUGGUCAUUCCGGCCUGGGUGAAGAUGAUGCCCGGUUUCAUCCGGAAACUGCAAGACGAGCUGUCCAUGGCACCAGGCUCGCUGGCCGAAGAGAUCUGGUCCGACGCCAACAACCCCGAGGCCAACCCGGAGAUUGUCUGGGACGCCUCCGUGCGCAUUUCCGAUGAGCUGUGCAAGGAAGAGAAGGCAUUUCGACAGAAGAGGGCCCACUUCACAAAGGCCGCUCUCGCACGCUACCUCGACAUACCCGAAGACACGAUACACCCCGACGAUAUCCCCAUCAUAGCCAUGUGCGGGUCUGGUGGAGGGCUGCGAGCGCUUGUUGCAGGCACAUCGUCAUACCUCUCCACCAAGGAGCAAGGCCUCUUCGACUGCGUCACAUACACCGCCGGUGUCAGCGGUAGCUGCUGGCUGCAGACACUCUACUACUCAGACAUUACCGGGCAGAGUCACGCACGUCUGAUCCGACAUCUGAAGAACCGACUCGGCAUCCACAUUGCCUUCCCGCCAGAUGCCUUGGAGCUCCUCGUCAGCGCCCCCACCAACAAGUAUCUUUUAAGUGCCUUGGUUGAGAAGGCAAAAGGAAUUCCCGAAGCCGAGUUCGGCAUCGUCGACAUCUACGGCGCACUUCUUGCAGCGCGACUCCUCAUUCCGAAGGGUGAACUGUCCGUGAGCGAGUAUGACUUCAAGGUCUCGAACCAAAGGCGCUUCACCGACGACGGCUCCAAUCCUCUACCCAUCUACACCGCAGUGCGACACGAGAUCCCACUAGCCGAACAAGCUAGCAUGACCGACAGGGUAGCCGCUGAGGCGAAAGCCAGGAGAGAAGCGUGGUUCCAGUGGUUCGAAUUCACCCCAUACGAGAUGUGGUGCGAAGAGCUCUCAGCCGGCAUUCCAACGUGGGCAAUCGGACGCCAGUUUGACAAGGGACGAACGGUCUGGCGAGAAAAUGGUCUUGCUCUCCCAGAAGUGCGCGUGCCGCUACUCAUGGGCAUCUGGGGAUCUGCCUUCUGCGCAACGCUAUCGCACUACUACAAGGAGAUUCGGCCUGUGCUGACUGGUCUUACCGGGUUCAGCAGUCUCGAUUCCAUGAUUUCUGAGCGCGACGACGACCUGGUCAAAGUACAUCCCAUCGACCCCGCGUCCAUUCCCAAUUACGCUCUCGGUCUGCGCGAGUUCCUACCAUCAUCCUGCCCGGAGAGCAUAUUCGAGCAGAAGAACUUUCAGUUUAUGGACGCCGGCAUGAGCAACAACCUGCCAAUCUACCCACUCCUCCGGCCCGGCCGCGAUGUCGACAUCCUCGUCGCCUUCGAUGCCAGCGCCGAUGUCCGCACAGACAAUUGGCUCAAAGUCGCCCAAGGCUAUGCCCGCCAACGCGGCAUCAAAGGCUGGCCCGUCGGCGCCGGCUGGCCUCCUGACGACGAAACUAUGGAAGAGCUCCAAGACGACCUCGACAAAGCCCAAGCCAAGUCCGAGCAGCAAGCGGAAUCCAAGAUCUCAGAAGCGCAAGAACAGGACGAAGCCGAAAAGAAGAAAUCGACAAAGAAAAAAGACCUCGGCUUCUGUAACGUCUGGGUCGGCACGACUGAAGAACGCAUCGCAGAGCACGAACCUCCAGUUCACUCCAAACAAGCCGAAGAAGACUGGGAACUCAUGCAUCCCUCAUCUGGCAUCACGGUCGUAUAUUUCCCUUUCCUCGCGAACCCGAAAGUCCCUGGCGUAGAUCCCAAGACGAGCGAUUUCAUGAGUACGUGGAAUUUCGUGUACACGCCUGAACAAAUCGAUGGUGUGGUAAACCUCGCGAGAGAAAAUUUCGCCGAGGGUGCAGAACGCACGAAGAGGACAGUUAGGGCCGUGUAUGAAAGAAAGAAAAAGCUGAGGGAGGAGAGGGAGAAGGAAGAGAGGGAGAGACGGUGGAGGUGGAAGUUGAAGCAGGGAAGGAGUUGGGCAGAGUGA
Messenger RNA from Parastagonospora nodorum SN15, 2424 nucleotides. RefSeq lists its product as hypothetical. The record is from RefSeq and is a predicted model, not a curated record. Lineage: Eukaryota; Fungi; Ascomycota; Dothideomycetes; Pleosporales; Phaeosphaeriaceae. Gene Ontology annotation, molecular function: A2-type glycerophospholipase activity. Gene Ontology annotation, biological process: glycerophospholipid catabolic process. The transcript is spliced from 3 exons. Gene Ontology annotation, cellular component: cytosol. The coding region runs from base 1 to 2424 and encodes 807 amino acids.